AUGAUCCCCAAUCCAUCCAGCAAGACAUGGGGCAAUCAUUAUCCUUCACUGCCAGCUGCAUGCCCGGUGCUUUUUAAGAUGUGCACAAUGUGGCACCCCAAAGGUGACAUUGUGGAGCAGUUCUGGUGGGAGCUGUGGGAAUGGGUCAUGCAGAAUAAGGGCAAGGAGGUGGAAGGUGAGGAGGAGAAGGUGGAGAUUGAGCGGCCCAUGGCACUCUUGCUUGCAUGGCGGGCUUUUUCUGCCAGCACCAGAUGGCAGAUCGCAGGUACUUGCAAGGUCAUGCGAGUCACUGGUGCUGUGGUCGCUUGGGUGCAACAGGUGCAUUAUGCUCCUUUGUACGUCUAUGUCACAAUUCUGAAGGCUUGUUGCUCUGACAUGUCCAAUCGCUCUGAUAAUUGUAUACAGCACAGCAUCCUCUUAGAGCAUUCGCCCAUGAUAUGGAAGGCCACAUGGCAUCCAGGGUACUCAACUAGUCAUGAAAGGGUCUAG
This is a messenger RNA of Laetiporus sulphureus 93-53, 489 nucleotides long. RefSeq lists its product as uncharacterized. The transcript is spliced from 11 exons. Lineage: Eukaryota; Fungi; Basidiomycota; Agaricomycetes; Polyporales; Laetiporaceae. Bases 1 to 489 code for a protein of 162 amino acids. The record is from RefSeq and is a predicted model, not a curated record.